AUGCACAACAUCGCAAUUCUCGGUGGUGCCACUAUGGUUGCCCUCUCCAUGGUUCCCUCCUGUCCAGCCCCCAUUGGCCUGAUCAUCACUGGUCUUGCCGCUCCACUUGCUGGUGGCCUGGCCUACAUUGGCCUCGAGUCCAACAUCAAGCGGGACAUUAAUGGCAUGCGCAUAGUCCCUCGUGUCGAAGGCUACCCGGGUGUUUCGCAGCAAUCCUAUGACCAGUGCAGGGACUCCAACAACGGAGCGAAGGUCACUGUCACUCAGACCGCUGAGUCCAGUUUCCGCCUUGACGGUGUCACCCCCGAGUGCAUGGUCCUGGCUGCUUUGUUCACCAGCAGUGGCUCUCUCUACCCCUGUGGCUCUGCUUGCCUUCAGUACAACGACCUGGACAGUGCCGAUGUCACCAAUCUCCAAAACACUAUCCAAAGCCUUCUGUGA
This is a messenger RNA of Penicillium vulpinum, 441 nucleotides long. RefSeq lists its product as uncharacterized. The transcript is spliced from 2 exons. NCBI's taxonomy places the organism in Eukaryota, Fungi, Ascomycota, Eurotiomycetes, Eurotiales, Aspergillaceae. The record is from RefSeq and is a predicted model, not a curated record. Bases 1 to 441 code for a protein of 146 amino acids.